AUGCACUCGGUUUACAGGGAUCAGCGAGCGACCAUGCUGUGGAAACUGGUGGAAAAUGUCAAGUAUGAAGAUAUAUAUGAGGACCGUCACGACGGUGUGUCGAGUCACAGCUCCAGACUAUCCCAACUGGGCUCCGUGUCGCAGGGACCCUACUCCAGUGCGCCGCCGCUGUCCCACACGCCUUCCUCGGACUUCCAGCCGCCAUACUUCCCGCCGCCCUACCAGCCCCUUCCAUACCACCAGAGCCAGGACCCUUACUCUCACGUGAAUGACCCGUACUCCCUCAACGCCGCGCUUCAUCAGCAGCAGCAGCACCCAUGGGGCUCCCGCCAGAGGCAGGAGGUGGGAGGAGAGACCGCUUCGCUCCUGCCGCAGCCGCGCGCCUCUCUGCCCCAGCUCUCCGGGCUUGACCCGCGCCGGGACUAUUCCUCUGUGCGCCGACCGGAUGUGCUUCUCCACUCGGCCCACCAUGGCCUGGAGGCCGGCAUGGGAGACAGCCUGUCGCUGCACGGCCUGGCGCACGGGAUGGAGGACGUGCAGACUGUGGAGGAUGCCAACAACAGCGGCAUGAACAUACUGGACCAAUCUGUCAUUAAGAAAGUUCCGAUGCCGCACAAGAGCGUGGCCUCUCUCAUGAUGAGCAAGGACGGCCUCAUCGGCGGCAUCAACCUCAACGUGAACGAGGUGUUCUGCUCGGUACCGGGCCGCCUCUCGCUGCUUAGCUCCACGUCCAAGUACAAGGUGACGGUGGGUGAGGUUCAGCGGCGACUCUCCCCUCCUGAGUGCCUCAACGCUUCUCUGCUGGGCGGCGUGCUACGAAGAGCCAAGUCAAAAAACGGAGGCAGAUCACUGAGAGAAAAGUUGGAGAAAAUCGGCCUGAAUUUACCUGCUGGAAGACGCAAGGCUGCGAACGUCACUUUGCUGACGUCAUUAGUUGAAGGGGAAGCUGUUCACUUAGCACGGGACUUUGGCUACAUCUGUGAAACAGAGUUCCCCACCAAAGCUGUCUCCGAGUACUUGAACAGACAACACACAGAUCCCAACGAGCUCCACUCGCGGAAGAAUAUGCUGCUGGCUACAAAGCAGCUGUGUAAAGAGUUCACCGACCUGCUGGCCCAGGACCGCACGCCGCUGGGCAACUCGCGGCCGUCGCCCAUCCUGGAGCCGGGCAUCCAGAGCUGCCUGUCCCACUUCAGCCUCAUCACGCACGGCUUCGGCUCGCCCGCCAUCUGCGCCGCCCUCACCGCCCUCCAGAACUACCUGAGCGAGGCCCUCAAAGGCCUGGACAAGAUGUUCCUCAACAACCCCAGUCGGCACGGGGGCAGCGGCGGCGGAGGAGACAAAGAGGAGAAGCAGAGGAAAUGA
Engraulis encrasicolus (European anchovy) is the source of this 1365-nucleotide messenger RNA. RefSeq names its product transcription factor AP-2 beta (gene tfap2b). Gene Ontology annotation, biological process: regulation of transcription by RNA polymerase II; regulation of cell population proliferation; anatomical structure development. Gene Ontology annotation, cellular component: nucleus. NCBI's taxonomy places the organism in Eukaryota, Metazoa, Chordata, Actinopteri, Clupeiformes, Engraulidae. Gene Ontology annotation, molecular function: RNA polymerase II transcription regulatory region sequence-specific DNA binding; DNA-binding transcription factor activity, RNA polymerase II-specific. The record is from RefSeq and is a predicted model, not a curated record.